Rhipicephalus sanguineus (brown dog tick) is the source of this 2049-nucleotide messenger RNA. RefSeq names its product clotting factor C-like. The transcript has 10 exons. Gene Ontology annotation, biological process: proteolysis. Gene Ontology annotation, molecular function: serine-type endopeptidase activity. The record is from RefSeq and is a predicted model, not a curated record. The coding region runs from base 13 to 1779 and encodes 588 amino acids. NCBI's taxonomy places the organism in Eukaryota, Metazoa, Arthropoda, Arachnida, Ixodida, Ixodidae.
CAGACUCGAGUCAUGUCGACAGUGCAGCUUUCGUGGCUUUUACUGGUAGCUCUGUGCUUCCGUGCCGAAGCCAGCAAGGACUACAACCUUGGUCUCUGCAGCAAGACCUUCUUCAGCUGCCAGUGCGGCACGCCCGGUUACACACUGCACGUGACAGUUAAACAGUGCAGCUACGUUCACCGGUGGCAGUUCAAGUGCCGGCCAUGCAGCAAUCAAAAGCCCGAGGAAGUGUGCCCCAUGCUCAAGAACUGCAAGGAGUGCCACAGCGACGCCAAGGGCUGUUCCUCGUGUCCUCCCGGCCGUUUCGGCCACUGGUGCGAGGAACGUUGCCAAUGCCAGAACGGAGGAACCUGCGACUCCAACACGGGAGCCUGCGCCUGCCCGCCCUCGUUUAGCGGCACCCACUGCGAGCUCUUUCAAGGAUGCACGCCGCCUCAGAUAGGCGCUAACGUGCAGGUGACCAUGGACCAUCCCGAGACUCCGACGGUGGCUUACUUCGCCUGCGAGCGCGGCUUCUACCUGCUGGGCGCUACCACCGCCACAUGCCUGGGGAACAGAGCGUGGAGCGAACCGAGCCCUAAAUGCGAACGACUGUCUUUCUGCCCGGACUUGGGUCGCGUGGUUAACGGCCGCUUCAAGGAGCAGCGCGUCUCCUUCCCGGUGGGCGGCGACAACACGUACGCCAACGGAAGUGCUGUGGAGGUGACGUGUGACGAUCGUUACGACCUUGUCGGGGAGCCUGUACUCGAGUGCAGAGACGACGGGACAUGGUCGGCUAGCCUGCCUACUUGUUUCAAAGUUUCCGAAAACCAUGUCGACUGCGAGACCAAAGCACUGGAUAUUCUCUCAACGUACAUUGCACCUGUCAGGGCGUACUGUCCGCCCGGGUGUGCGCAGAGCGGCACGGUGAUUGGCAACGUGGUGUACCACCAGCUGUCGGCGCUUUGCCGAGCGGCUGUGCACGCGGUGUGCGGCCGCUCCGACUCGCCGCGUUCGCCGUUCAUCUAUCACGGGAACGUGAGCGAGGCCGGCCAGUGGCCCUGGCAGGUGGGUCUGUCCAUGUGGUCCCAACACGAGAAAGCCUGGGACCUGCAGUGCGGUGGCACGCUGCUCUCCGAGAGCUGGGUGGUCACGGCGGCGCACUGCGUGGCCAGGGACCGCCGCGGUAACCUGCACGCGCCCAAGGAUAUGCGCAUCUACAUGGGCAAGUACCACCGAGACGACGCCCUGGACGACGCCUUCGUCCAAGUGCGCACGCCUCAGGAGAUUCACGUGCACGACGAUUACGACCCGGUCAAGUACGACGCGGAUAUCGCCAUGGUGCUGCUCGAUCGGCCGGUGGAGCUGAGCAGUCGGGUGCAACCCAUAUGCCUGUCCAGCGAGAGGACAUCGCAGACAAACAUCGUCGAUGGCCACCUCGGCGUGGCUACCGGAUGGGGCCAGACCGAGAAUCGGAGCUACGCCGACGUCCUGCGACAGGCCGUGAUUCCCGUAGUGUCGGCGCAGGAGUGCGAGCGCGCCUACCGCGAGGGCCGCUUUCCCUUGACAGUCACGUCCAACAUGUUCUGCGGCGGUUACGUCAAGGGACGGAUCGACGCCUGCACUGGAGACAGCGGCGGGCCCUUCGUCUUCGUCGACGAGUCGGUGGUCGACAAGCGUGUCUGGGUGCUGGAAGGCAUCGUCAGCUGGGGAGGACCCCGAGGCUGCGGGGCACCCAACCACUUCGGCGGAUACACCAAGGUUGCAGCGUUCAUCGAAUGGAUACGACAGUUCCUGUAAAGCCUUGUACUACAAAGCCAAGCAGCUGACGACUGCUGAUCCGUCAGUCGGAGCAAAGCUCGCGCUGGUAAAAGCGUACACACCGUGUCUGCUAACGGGCAGCAGACUGACGGGCUCGCUAGAGGCAUUUCUGGCAGGACCUCAUGGGCGGCCUUAGGACCUUAGACCUGCCGCCAGUAGCGCAGGCGGAAGCUAGGUUUGAAAGAUCUUCGUCGCAUAUGAGUAAUUGCUUUUUUAAUUUGUGUGUGUGUGUCUCGUAUGAAUGAAUAU